AUGGCGUCUUCCUCAACUUCAUMUGUUCAGACGAGCUUUAAGUAUGAUGUUUUUUUGAGUUUUCGAGGUAAAGACACUCGUAAGACAUUCGUUGAUCAUCUCUAUCAUGCUCUUCAGAACAAAAGCAUCCACACUUACAAAGAUGACGAGAGAAUCAAGAAAGGGGAGAGGAUCGRUGAUGAGCUCAUCRAAUCCAUUGAAGACUCAAAGUUCUAUAUAAUUGUUUUCUCCAGGAACUAUGCAUCUUCAUCUUGGUGCUUGGAUGAGCUUGUAAAGAUUAUGGAGUGCCAGACGAUGACUGAGCAUACUGCUUAUCCCGUCUUCUAUGAUGUGGAACCCACUGAAGUCCGCCACCAAAGUGGGGAAUUUGGAAAAGCUUUUGCUAAACAAGAAAAGAAAGAGGAUGCUGAAAAAUGGAGAAAGGCUCUAAAAGAAGCAGCCGAUCUUUCUGGGUUUGAGUUGAAGAACACUGCAGAUGGGCAUGAAGCUAAAUUUAUCCAAAAAAUUGUGGAAGAGAUCUCACUGGAGUUGCGAUCCAUCAAUUUCAGCGUCGAUGAAAAAUUARUUGGCAUGGAGGCUCGAAUAAGUGAUGUUGUUUCAUCUUUAGAAACAAGUAUUGAUGACGUUCGAAUGAUAGGAAUCAAGGGGAUGGGAGGUGGUGGGAAGACAACUUUGGCGAGAGCUGUUUUUGAUCGAAUAUCAUUUCGGUUCGAAGGUAGCAGUUUUGUUGAGAAUGUUAGGGAGAAUUCAAAUCCCAAUUUAUCCCAUUUAAAGGAGUUACAGAACCAAGUCCUUAAAGAUGUGCUAAAGGAUCAGGGCAUUAAUAUAAGUAAUGUUCAUGAUGGGAAAAAGAUGAUAAAAAGGAUGAUGAGUUGUAGAAAGGUUCUUAUUGUUCUCGAUGAUGUGGAUCAUGUAGACCAACUUAAGGCGUUAGCGGGUGAGCUUAAUUGGUUUAAUAAGGGAAGUAGAAUUAUCAUCACAACAAGAGAUGAGCAAGUGUUGGUAGCACACAAAGUAGUCAACUCAAAUAUUCACGAUGUCAAUCUAUUAACAGAUGACGAAGCAAUUUGCCUCUUGAGUAGGUGUGCAUUUGGGAACGAGAGUCCAAAUCCUGGGUACGAAGAGCUAUCAAGAAACGUURUAGGUUAUGCUGCUGGUCUMCCCUURACAAUCACAGUUUUGGGUKCGUUUCUCUGUGAUGCAAASRAGSAUGUAUGGAUAGAUACCCUCGCAAGACUUGAAAAAAUUCCAUUGCAUGAAACUCUACAAAAGCUGGAGUUAAGCUAUAUGGGUCUWGAUACCGAUUGCAAGGAAAUAUUCCUAGAUGUUGCAUGCCUAUUGAAAYGGUGGAYGAAAGAAGAAGCAAUCAUAGCGCUUGAAAGYCGUGGAUUUCAUGCUAUACACGGUUUGACUGUUCUUCAGAACAGAUCUCUUGUAACUAUUUCUAAAGAUGGGCGCUUGACGAUGCAUGACCAUAUAGAAGAAAUGGGGAGAUACAUUGUUCGUCGUUCGAACCUUAAUGAGCCUGCAAGACACUCCCGAUUGUGGAUUACGGAGGAAAUUGAAGAUAUAUUGGUUAACGAUUUGGGGACUGAAGCAACAUGUAUAAAGCUGUGGGUGGAAAAAGUCAAUAAAAAAACUAUUAUGAAAGGCCUUAGAAAGAUGGAGAAACUUAGAUUUCUUCGCUUGAUGCAAUACUUAUCAGAAUUGGACUUUGAUGAAGAUUGCGAUUAUUUACCAGAUUCUUUGCAAUAUCUAAAGUUGGAAGUUGGCUUUUUACAUGUUUUACCGAAAGCAUUUCAAGGAAGUAAUCUUGUUGCUCUUGAAAUUCCUUUCAUGGAACAACUUUGGGAAGGGGGAGAGAGAAAGGUUCUUCCCAAACUCCGAUUCCUUACGCUCCGUUGGUCAUUUUUGACGACCUUUGACCUUGGGCUAACUCCAAAUCUUGAGAUAUUAAAUCUUGAACGUAGUCGUGAUUUGGUAGAAUUUCACAUGCCUCUUCCAUGCCCAAAGCUCAAAUCCCUCAACCUCAAUCGUUCAAAGUUGAGUACCCUUGACCUUAGGUUGGUCCCGAAUAUCGAGACGUUGAAUCUUAUGGAAUGUUCAGAUUUGGUAGAACUUCACAUUCCAUGUGAAUGUCCACAACUCAAAUUCAUCAACUUGAGUAGUCCAAAGUUGAGGUCCCUUGACCUUAUGUUGGUUUCAUAUAUCGAGACAUUGAAUCUUAAUGGGUGUUGUGAUUUGGUAGAACUUGUCAUGCCAUGUAAAUGUCCACAACUCACAUCCCUCAACCUGAGUGGUUCAAAGUUGAGGUCCCUUGACCUUAGGUUGGUUUCGAAUAUCGAGACACUGAAUCUUCAUGGAUGUAAGGAUUUGGUAGAACUUUGCAUCCACCGUGAAUGUCCACAUCUCAAAUCCCUCGACUUGAGUUGUCCACCUUCUUUGAGGUCCCUUAACCUUGGACCAACUUCGGAUUUCGAGAUAUUGAAAUUAGAAGAAUGUGAUUAUUUGGUAGAACAUGACAUGUUCCUUGAAUGUCAACAACUCAAAUCCCUUGUCCUUGAUAUUCCAACGUUGAGGACCCUUGACAUUGGGUCAAUUCCGAAUCUCGAGACAUUAAAACUUCAAGGAUGUUAUAAUUUGGUGGAACUUCGCAUGCACGAAGAACGUUGCAAACUAAGAACCCUCAGCCUUGGAUGUCCACAGUUGAGGACCUUUGACCUUGGGAUGACUCGGAAUCUUGAGGCUUUGACUCUUGAUGGGCAUGAUGAUUUGGUACAACUUCUCGUUUCCAGCAGAUGUCAACAACUCGAAGACCUCGAACUGAUUAAUUCAAAGUUGAGUACUCUUAAGCUGACCCUUAAUCUCAAAAAGUUGAUUCUUACAUCUUGUGCUUUGGAAGAACUUCACAUCCCCGUUGGAGAUGUAAUGCUCGUAUCUCUGGACAUCAAAGGAUGUUCAGAGUUGAAGACCCUUGACCUUGGGCGAACUCCAAAUCUCAAGAGUUUACAUCUUGAAGAAUGUUCUAGUUUGGUAAAACAUCUUGCUCCCAUUGGAGGUCUAAAAAACCUCACCAACUUAAAAGAAAAAGGUGUUUUGAGGUUUACAAAUUUAAAUAUUCAGGAAAGUUAUGGAUUAUUGUUACCUAGGUUAGAUCUGCAGGGAAAGUUGAUAGAUACAUGCCCAUUGCACCCCGAUGAUAAUUUCCCCAAGUUUCAGUUUGAUUGUACAUAUCGGGACAAUCUACCCUCAUUGAUUGGAAAUGUUGAGAAGCUUAUUUCGGUAGGUUCCUCUUGUGCUUGCACAGACCUUGAGAGUUUUUUCGGAAGCAUUUGUGGUUUACAGCACAUAGCAUCCCUUACACUUGAAUGCGAUAUUCCAGAGGCGCCCAAAGACCUUGACAACUUACAAUGUCUAGUGCAGCUCGCUUUGUCGUCUCCAAGUAUUAAACAUCUUCCUGAUAGCAUUUUAUCGUUGAAACAUCUGAAAUAUCUCAAUCUUUUUGAUUGUAUGCUUCUUGAGAAGUUACCGGAGGAGUUUGGCAGAUUAGAAUGUUUAGAGGAACUGCGUUUGAGGUCUGAAAAGAUUAAACAUCUUCCGUAUAGCAUUUGUAUGUUGAAACAUCUGAAAUCUUUCGAACUUUAUUGUGAGCUUCUUGAGAAGUUACCGGAGGAUCUUGGACGAUUAGAAUGUUUAAAGAAGCUAUAUUUCAGGUCUAAAAAGAUUAAACAUCUUCCAGAUAGCAUUUGUAUGUUGAAACAUCUGAAAUCUUUCAAACUUCAUUGUGAGCUUCUUGAGAAGUUACCGAAGGAUCUUGGUCGAUUAGAAUGUUUAGAGAGGCUAAAACUAAAACGGUGUCUAGUUUUACGAGAUAUUCCGAAUAGCAUAUGCUCUGCGUUUCAGAAGUUCAUUGAAUAG
Molecule: messenger RNA, 3918 nt
Organism: Cynara cardunculus var. scolymus (artichoke)
Lineage: Eukaryota; Viridiplantae; Streptophyta; Magnoliopsida; Asterales; Asteraceae
Product: TMV resistance protein N-like
Exons: 5
Coding region: 1-3918 (1305 amino acids)
Biological process (GO): defense response; signal transduction
Molecular function (GO): ADP binding
Source: RefSeq, a predicted model, not a curated record